Messenger RNA from Psammomys obesus (fat sand rat), 1900 nucleotides. It is a transcript of the gene Ube2f, whose product is annotated as ubiquitin conjugating enzyme E2 F (putative). The coding region runs from base 132 to 689 and encodes 185 amino acids. The record is from RefSeq and is a predicted model, not a curated record. Gene Ontology annotation, biological process: protein neddylation. Lineage: Eukaryota; Metazoa; Chordata; Mammalia; Rodentia; Muridae. Gene Ontology annotation, cellular component: nucleus. The transcript is spliced from 10 exons. Gene Ontology annotation, molecular function: NEDD8 transferase activity.
UUCCGGUCCCGCCGCCGGGAGCCGGUGCGGCUGUGAGGGCUUCGCGUCUCGCCGCCGCCGCCGGCCGGGCAUGGUUUUGGGUGUCGGCCCGCCUCGCCUGACUCGCGGUGCUCAGAAGAAAGGUGGCAGUAAUGCUAACGCUGGCAAGCAAGUUGAAGCGGGAUGACGGUCUCAAAGGAUCCCGGACGUCAGCCUCCACAUCUGACUCUACUCGGAGGGUUUCUGUGAGAGACAAGUUGCUUGUUAAAGAGGUUGCAGAACUUGAAGCUAAUUUACCUUGUACAUGUAAAGUACAUUUUCCUGAUCCAAACAAGCUUCAUUGCUUUCAGCUGACUGUAAGCCCAGAUGAGGGUUACUACCAGGGUGGAAAAUUUCAAUUUGAAACUGAAGUUCCUGAUGCCUACAACAUGGUGCCUCCCAAAGUGAAAUGCUUGACAAAAAUCUGGCACCCCAACAUCACAGAAACAGGGGAGAUAUGUCUAAGUUUACUAAGGGAACAUUCAAUUGAUGGCACUGGCUGGGCUCCCACUAGAACAUUGAAGGAUGUUGUUUGGGGAUUGAACUCUUUAUUUACUGAUCUUCUGAAUUUCGACGAUCCCCUGAAUAUUGAAGCUGCAGAACAUCAUUUGCGGGACAAGGAGGAUUUUCGGGACAAAGUGGACGAGUACAUCAAACGCUAUGCCAGAUGAUAAGAGGAGAGCUUGCAGGUCUAAGGACUUUGUCACAGUUGUCUCUGAUGUGAAACAGCUCGAGGUAGCCCUCCUCCCCAUCCUCAUACUCCCUGUUGGCCCCUUGGGAUUGUCCCAGUCCUGCGCAGCCAUGCUGUUCUGAAGAAGACCCUCCUGACUACCCACUGUAGGUGGCAAACAACGUAAUACAGCAAGAAAGUGUGUCUGGGCAUCGAAAGGGUUGCCUGCUUCCCUUAACACGUUCACUGAGACUCCUGUCUUAGGCUGUCUGCUGGGAUUCCUCCGAAGGUGUGAUGAACUCACCACUGAGGGUAGCGCUUGCUUCCCUUCCCCCAACAAUCGCUGUCCUGCACAAGUGAUGUAAUGACGUGUUUGGUGUGACUGGCAGAUUGGCAAUAAGAAACCCGCUAUUAACUGUGAUUGGAUGCACAUUCUCUUAGCUUCUUCCACGAAUGUUGGCCCUGCCUAGAUGUGAAGCUUCCCAGAAUGCAUAGUCAUUCACUGUAGAUCUUACUGAAAUGCGUAUUUUAUUUAAUGUAAGUAUAUUUUGGAACAGAUUUGUAAUUUGUACAAUUUGAUGCUUUAAUUAUUUUUUUUCUAUUCUCAUUUACUUUGUAUUCAUUGUAUAGAGCAAACACAAAGAUAUUGGGUCAAGCAACUAUUGAAGAGAAAUACAAAGAGACCAUGCUAGACACAUAACUGCAGAUGAAGCAGGACUCUGGCUCCUAGACACCAACUCUUUCUUCAGUUCUACAUGUGGCAAGGAUGUCUUGGACCUUAGAACCUACACCUGGAUGAUCAAAACCAAAGGCAGGGAGGCUUCCCUCACAUGCUACCCAGACACAGCAGGCUGGGGCUCCCUAAGCAAGGGUGGUGGGUGAUUCUGCCAUGACCUUAGUGUAAGCCAGGGGCUCCUUAACCAUCUCUAUCUUCACUGUCCUGCCUGGGGAAUCAGCUCAGUCUCUGGUGCUGCCAAGACUGCACUGUAACUGUCUUCCAACUUGCCGGUGGUUUCAAGCCCUAGUAGGGGGGUGGGUGUAGGGAAGGGGCUUACAGUCCUUGGCAGGCCAGGCAGCAGCAUAUGCUAUGCUCAGUCAGGGUAGUGCACUUCGGGGUCAGCCCUGGAGAGAGACCAGUGGAAUUAUUCUAGUUGUAGACAUUUGAAUCAGUGAAAUCUAAUGCAAAAUAAAAGUAUGUCUGGUUUUACUCAC